AUGAAGUAUUCUUGCUGUGCUCUGGUUUUAACUGUCCUGGGCACAGAAUUACUGGGAAGCUUGUGUUUGACAGUCAGAUCCCCAAGGUUCCGAGGGCGGAUACAACAGGAACGGAAAAACAUUCGACCCAACAUUAUCCUGGUGCUCACUGACGAUCAGGAUGUGGAGCUGGGGUCUCUGCAAGUCAUGAACAAAACAAGAAAGAUUAUGGAGCUUGGGGGGGCCACCUUCAUCAACGCCUUUGUGACCACGCCUAUGUGCUGCCCAUCCCGCUCCUCCAUGCUCACUGGGAAGUACGUGCACAACCACAACGUCUACACUAACAAUGAGAACUGCUCCUCCCCAUCCUGGCAGGCAAUGCAUGAACCUCGGACUUUUGCUGUGUAUCUUAACAACACUGGCUACAGAACAGCCUUUUUUGGAAAAUACCUCAAUGAAUACAAUGGCAGCUAUAUCCCUCCUGGGUGGCGAGAGUGGCUUGGAUUAAUCAAGAAUUCUCGUUUCUAUAAUUACACUGUUUGUCGAAAUGGCAUCAAAGAAAAGCAUGGAUUUGAUUAUGCAAAGGACUACUUCACAGACUUAAUCACUAACGAGAGCAUUAAUUACUUCAAAAUGUCUAAGAGAAUGUAUCCCCAUAGGCCCAUUAUGAUGGUGAUCAGCCACGCUGCACCCCACGGCCCCGAGGACUCGGCCCCACAGUUUUCAAAACUGUACCCCAAUGCUUCCCAACACAUAACUCCUAGUUAUAACUAUGCACCAAAUAUGGAUAAACACUGGAUUAUGCAGUAUACGGGGCCUAUGCUGCCCAUCCACAUGGAAUUUACAAACAUUCUACAGCGCAAGAGGCUCCAGACGCUGAUGUCAGUGGAUGAUUCUCUGGAAAGGCUGUAUAACAUGCUUGUGGAAACAGGGGAGCUGGAGAACACGUACAUUAUUUACACUGCUGACCACGGUUAUCAUAUUGGACAGUUUGGACUGGUCAAGGGGAAAUCCAUGCCAUAUGACUUUGAUAUCCGUGUGCCUUUCUUUAUCCGUGGUCCAAGUGUGGAACCAGGAUCAAUAGUCCCACAGGUUGUUCUGAACAUCGACCUGGCCCCUACUAUCCUGGAUAUUGCUGGGCUUGACACACCUCCUGACGUGGACGGCAAGUCUGUCCUCAAACUCCUGGACCUGGAAAAGCCAGGUAACAGGUUUCGAACAAACAAGAAGGCCAAAAUUUGGCGUGACACAUUCCUAGUGGAAAGAGGCAAAUUCCUACGUAAAAAAGAAGAAUCCAGUAAGAAUAUCCAACAAUCAAACCACUUGCCCAAAUAUGAGAGAGUCAAGGAACUCUGCCAACAGGCAAGGUACCAGACUGCCUGUGAGCAACCUGGACAGAAGUGGCAGUGCAUUGAGGAUACAUCUGGCAAGCUGCGAAUUCACAAAUGUAAAGGCUCCAGUGACCUGCUCGCAGUUCGACAGAGCACGCGAAACCUCUAUUCUCGUGGCUUCCGUGACAAAGACAAAGAGUGCACUUGUGGAGACCAUAGUUAUCGCACCAGCAGGACCCAGAGGAAAAGCCAAAGGCAGUUCCUGAGAAACCAGGGGACUCCUAAGUACAAGCCCAGAUUUGUCCAUACUCGGCAGACACGUUCCCUGUCUGUUGAAUUUGAAGGUGAAAUAUAUGACAUAAACCUGGAAGAAGAAGAAUUACAAGUUAUGCAACCAAGAUCCAUUGCCAAGCGUCAUGGUGAAGGUCACAAGGGGCCAGGAGGUCUCUCGGCUGCCAGCAGUGGGAACGUGGAUGGGAUGCUGGCAGACAGCAAUGCCGUGGGCCUGCCUGCCACUGUCCGAGUGACACACAAAUGUUUCAUUCUUCCAAAUGAUACAAUCCAUUGUGAGAGAGAACUGUACCAAUCAGCCCGAGCCUGGAAGGAUCAUAAGGCCUACAUUGAUAAGGAGAUUGAAGCUCUGCAAGAUAAAAUUAAGAAUUUAAGAGAAGUGAGAGGACACCUCAAGAGAAGAAAGCCUGAGGAAUGUGCCUGUAGUAAACAGAACUAUUACCACAAAGAAAAAGGUGCAAAAAAGCAAGAGAAAUUAAAGAGCCAUCUUCACCCAUUCAAGGAGGCUGCUCAAGAAGUAGACAGCAAACUUCAGCUUUUCAAGGAGAACCGGAGGAAAAAGAAGGAGAGGAAGGAGAAGAAACGCCAGAGGAAGGGGGAUGAGUGCAGCCUUCCUGGCCUCACCUGCUUCACACACGACAACAACCACUGGCAGACAGCCCCCUUCUGGAACUUGGGAUCUUUCUGUGCUUGCACGAGUUCUAACAAUAACACCUACUGGUGUUUGCGGACAGUCAAUGAGACUCAUAACUUUCUUUUCUGUGAGUUUGCUACUGGAUUUUUGGAAUAUUUUGAUAUGAACACAGAUCCUUAUCAGCUCACAAAUACAGUCCACACAAUAGAACGUGGCAUUUUGAAUCAACUACACAUACAAUUGAUGGAGCUCAGAAGCUGUCAAGGUUAUAAGCAGUGCAACCCAAGACCUAAGAACCUUGAAGCUGAGGACAGUUAUGGGAUGGAUGGGAAGGAUAAUCCGUCCACUCUCACAGCAGACAUCAACUGGCAAGGCCUGCAGGAUUUAUACAGUGUGAAUGAAAGCAUCUAUGAGUACAGACAAAACUAUAGACUUAGUCUGGCAGACUGGACUAAUUACUUGAAGGAUGUAGAUAGAGUAUUUGCACUGCUGAACAGUCACCAUGAGCAAAAUAAAGCAAAUGAGACCACCACUGCUCAGACUGAUGGGUUCCUGGUCAUAACUCCUGCACCCCCUGUGCCAGUGGAGAUGGCCUCUGCUGAGUUAGAUGAAGACCCAAAUUAUGUGGUUGGAGAAGAGCCUCGUUUGACCUUGCAAGCCAACUUUAGAACCCAGCAUUUGAACCAACCAACAUUCAGUCCAGAGAGGAGACUUGAAUGGAAUAACGACAUUCCAGAAGUUAGUCGUUUGAAUUCUGAACACUGGAGAAAUCAUAAAACUGAAAAAUGGAUGGGGCAUGAAGUGCUCAAUAAUUUUGACAGCGAUUCCAGUGGCAACAGCAUGACGGAGCUGGUGCUCAAGCACAGCCCUGUUCUGCAGCCCAUGAGCAGGCAUCAGCAAGUUCUUCACCAGGAUGGUGCUCCAGGAGGAGAGGUGUUUGAAGAUCAGCUUCCUGUGCAGCUGGCUGUGAACUCCAGCACAGUAGAAAGGAUGUCGAACAAAGUGGAGGAGAAUCACAAAAGGGAGAACUGACAGAGUCUAGAAGGCAGCACCUCCUCACUAUUCUCCUCUGAUUAG
Molecule: messenger RNA, 3312 nt
Organism: Orycteropus afer afer
Lineage: Eukaryota; Metazoa; Chordata; Mammalia; Tubulidentata; Orycteropodidae
Source: RefSeq, a predicted model, not a curated record